Messenger RNA from Paraglomus occultum, 438 nucleotides. NCBI's taxonomy places the organism in Eukaryota, Fungi, Glomeromycota, Glomeromycetes, Paraglomerales, Paraglomeraceae. The record is from the annotation of a GenBank genome assembly.
AUGCCUAGAAUGUUGGAAUUCGCUUUACCCAGCAAGGGCAUCCGCCGGUUUGCCUUUGUGAUGAUCCGCUGGUUUCAGGUCGAGAAAUGUUUGCCUGCUGUUGUCAACUUUUGGAAGGAAGUCAAUGAAAGGCGACAGCAAAGAGAAGACGAGGAAGCUGCUGUCCGGACUGCCUCAUUAGGCCACCUUCAUAUCUUUGGGCAAUCAGUGGUUUACCAAAUAUGGCCAGAAAAUGCAAAAGGAGAACAGAACAGGAACAAUACUUGUGCAAGGAGAGACCAAACCAGCCCUGGUGAUUAUGCUGAUUCUUGUGACUCAGUGCUCAUGGUUGAGAUCAAUGAGACCACCAGCAACAAAGAGUGUGAAGCAACAAGUGAAGAGGAGCACAUGAUAGAGAUGCAGUCCAAUGAUGCACAAGAACUUGAAGACAAGGAUACU